Molecule: messenger RNA, 2913 nt
Organism: Acytostelium subglobosum LB1
Lineage: Eukaryota; Evosea; Eumycetozoa; Acytosteliales; Acytosteliaceae
Exons: 2
Coding region: 1-2913 (970 amino acids)
Biological process (GO): positive regulation of transcription by RNA polymerase III; snRNA transcription by RNA polymerase III; snRNA transcription by RNA polymerase II
Cellular component (GO): transcription elongation factor complex
Molecular function (GO): metal ion binding
Source: RefSeq, a predicted model, not a curated record
AUGAAUAAUACAAUACAAUUACAACAACAACAACAACAACAACAACAACAACAACAACAACAACAACAAGAAUAUAAUGAGGUCACUAUUGAUCCAAUAGCAUUCCAACAACUAUCAUUCACAAGUAAUCCAUACUUUUAUACACCAUUUCAAAAGAUUUUCAACAGGUCAUUGGUCAAGUUCUGUGAUGACGAAGAAGAGGAGGAUAAUUACAAUGAAGAGGACGACGAUGAUGAAAGCACAUAUGAUCACGAACCAUUCGUAACAAGUCUUAUUGAUGAUAGUGACAAUGUCAUUACUCCGACGAAAGUGAGCAAGCAUGUGUCGUCAGAGUUGGUGUCCUCACCUCAGACUACCUCACCAACUUUGACAUCGACGACAUCAUCAAUAACUGAUAACAAACCAAAGAGGAUCAUACCAAAGAAGACUAGUAUACUAUCAACAGUCAACACACAACGCGAGGCGACAAUGAAGUUACAACAAAACCUAGAGGAACAACAAUUACAACAACGUGAUAGAGCGAGGUUGGCACGUAUAAAAGAGUUGGAACAGCGUGAGAAGGAACAGAGAGAUAAGGAGCAAAGGGAGAAAGAACAACGGGAGAAGGAACAGCGCGAGAAGGAAGAGAAGGAGAUGGAGAAGAAAAGGAAGAAACAAGAAAAGGAGGAUGCGAAGAAACAGGAGAAAGAGGCAAAGAAGAAAGAGAAGGAGGCCAAGAAAGCUGCUUCAUCUCCAAGCAAAAAGAAGGACACAACUCCAACUCCGACACCAACACCCACCAACAGUGGCGUAACAGUGGCAAGCGUGGAGUCCGAACAAUCUGCAUCAAUAUCAACAUCGUCAUCGUCUCUUUCAACAUCUGGAUCAUCAAUUGCAAUAUUCAAACCAUCAGACAUACCAUCGCGUCAAGCCAAGUCGCGAAUUGGUAAUCUAUUCACAGGAACUGGCUCAAUGUCAGCAUCACAACCAUUGGUUCCACCAGCAGUGCGCAAGCUGCCCUCGAUAAGGAACAGCAACAAACAGUUAGCCACUGACUCAUUGACUUCAUCAUCGUCAUCUCCAUCACUUGGAGCUGGCCCAGCCGCGACAUCAACAUCUACAACCCCUCAAGUACAAGCAUCUACUUUCUCCACAUCCAUCGCGUCAACAACGAAUUUACCAGCAGUCAUAACACAAGCUCAAGCAACCAAAAUAAUACCUCCAAAGACAACAAUAACAACAACAACAACAACAAUGGUACCACCAACAGAGCCAUUACUGGUCAAGAGGCCGAACAUCUAUCAUCAUAUCGACGAGGAGAUGGAGAGACUCAUAAGCGAGACACACAAGAGGAAGUUGAAAUGUAUAGAGACAAUGCCAAAGUAUUACAAGAAGACAGAGUCUGUUGAUAUAUCCACGAUGGUGCCUCUGUCUGGCGACCCCAUCCUCACACAUAGAGGAACAGUACUCCAACUUGGAAAGUGUCCAGUCUUUGAGAGAAUAGCUCUAAACUCUGAGAUACCCUUGGCCAACUACUAUCCUUCACCUGAUGAGCCAAUUGCAUCAUCGUCAACACAUUGGACAAAGAGUACUGUACCUCAAUUGUCCAAAGAUCCACAGAUACAGGCAUUAGUGGAAAAGAAUAAUAUUGAUAUUGUUCUGUCUUCGUCCACAUUCAUCAAGCUGAUCAACAACAUUGGACCAACUUAUAUCGAGGACUGGGAGGUACCCAUUCAAUCAAGAGAGUACAAGAAUCAAUUGGGCGAGACAAAGAAGGUGUUCAUACUUGACAAGCCGUUGUUGAAGCGAUCGAUGACUCACAGGGAGAGGAACGAGAAGUACUACAACUUGGCUGUAGAGUCAAUUGGCUUAUCCAGGGGCGAGCAAUCAAACUACCCACCGAUCCAUUUCUCAACACUGGAGGACCAGGCUGUCAACGACUCCAAUCGCUUCCUCCGCAACACCAACCUCACGUACAAUGUUUGGCGCUUUGGCGAGAUGAAGCUGCUCAUUCGUUGCAAGAUCCACGGUCUAGUCCCAGACCCCUCUUCACGACUCAAGGUGAGAUACGUGGGCAUCAAGACCAAGGUGGAGUAUCAUCCUGACAAGGGACUAGAGGAUGCACUGCCAAGCGAUACGGCCAAGUGGUGGUCGUACACAUACAUUCGUCCAGACGCCCAUCUCAUCUUUGCCCGUAUCAAUAUAUGGAAUCGCACCAUCAUGUCUCUGGAGAAGAAGGAGAUGACCCACAUACUGCAUCCAAAGUGCCAGUUCAACCCGGCCAAGUCAUCCAAGGUCACGCUGGAGCUGUUGAAGCAUGUUACGCGUCUGCCCGUCGGUGCUCAUCUGAUGAGUCACAGGUCAAGCGAAAGCUAUGUGCACUUCUAUCAAGAGGCAGACGUAGCAAACACUGCCAUUGAUGAGGUGAGCAGCAUGGUUGCAGACAAUCAGUUGUACGACGUUCAUCAACGUCACUCUACAAUCCCAUCGUUCGACCCCGAUGUACCCUUGGUCACACUCACACCAUUGCCAAUGCCACCUGCUGCCUCGCCCUCGUCUGCCGCAGCAAUGGCCGCUCCUACCUUCAAACCAAACAACCAAGGCAAUGCACAUCCUCCACCAAACAUGAAGAUAUGUUUCUCCUUCGCCAACACUGGACACUGCAAGAAUACAUCGACCUGCAAUUACUCCCAUCUGACAAUGGCCCAGAUCAAGCAGAAUGGUCUGGAGCACCAGUUGCAGGGACAUGUUGGUAACAACAAUGCCACUGGAAAGAAGAGAAAGGCCACCAAACAGAAGAAGAAGAAUGAUGGCAAGUCACAUAGACAUCAUGGUGCUUCAGAUGACUCAUCUGGUGCAGGAUCAGAUUAUGAAUCACCCGCAACCGGCGCAAACGCAUCAGCAGAUCUGUCAUACAUCAGCUCUUUACUGUAA